AUGUUGACGAUUAAGAAGGUUCCGACAGUGGUCUCUCUGAACCAGGAGGAGGACCAGCCCGCGGGUUGCGGUCGCCGCUGUCUGAAUACCUGCUGCACUAUUGGUGCCCGCAUGCCUCUGUACGCUUACGCGAAGCGUCCCUGCACCAAGCCGGAGCGCAUUCAGUCCUUUACGGAGCUGGACGGAGUUCCAGGCUUCCAGCCCGGGUUUCUCGGGAACACCACGAGCUUCGCGUCGUACGACGACCUGCUGUCGAUCCGCGAGUCGCUGUCGUCGUCCGACGAGGACUCGCUGUCGUCAGGCGGCGCGAGCGACAUUCACGACGACGACGCAUUCUCGCUGCGCAAGCACAUCACCUCCGAGUGGGAGAAGAAGUUUCAGGAGGGGCUGUUCCGCUAUGACGUGACAGCUUGCGAGUCAAAGGUGAUCGAAGGUCGCCUGGGCUUCAUUGCGCAGCUGAACGAGGGGAGGCACUCCAAGAAGCGUCCCACAGAGUUCCGCGUGGACAAGGUGCUGCAGGCAUUUGACGCUGGCAAGUUCAAUUUCACCAAGGUCGGGCAGAACGAGAUGCUCUUCCGCUUUGAGGAAGGCAAGGACGAGGAGAGCCGCUUCUAUGAGGCAGCUGUUGUGGAGGAGAGCCCCAGCCUCAUGGUCAUCAAUGUUUCUCCCAUUGACUAUGGCCACGUGCUGCUGGUUCCGCGUGUGCUCGACAAGAUCUCGCAGCGCAUGGACGAAUCCAGCCUCCUCAUGGCUCUCCGCCUAGCCUCGGAAGUCAACGACCCUGCCUUCAGGAUUGGGUACAACAGCCUCGGCGCCUUUGCAACAAUCAACCACCUGCACUUCCAGGCCUACUUUCUCGACCUACCCUUUGCUAUCGAGCGCGCAUCUUUGAAGGAGAUCGCGGUCUCGACGAAUGAGGUUAAGGUUGGGGAGCUUGUGGACUAUCCGGUGAAAACGCUGGUGUUCCAGGCGGGUGCGUGCCUCGAGCAGAUGGCAUCGGCUGCUGCAGCUGCAUGCUGCAAGCUCCAGGAAGGGAAUAUUCCCUUCAACUUGUUUAUUGUGGACAGGGGCACUCGGCUGUUCCUCAUUCCACAGAGGUACGCUGAGAGGCAGGCAAGGGGUGAGAUUAGCCAAGAGCUUCUUGACACGCAGGUGAACCCUGCAGUGUUUGAAAUUUCUGGUCAUAUUGUGUGCAAGCGCCGGGAGGAUUACGAUAAUGCCUCUGAGGAAUGGACCUGGAAGCUUCUGGAAGCAACGUCCCUCACUGAGGAGGGGUUUGAAGUCGUCAGGAAGAUUUCUGUGGAAGCGCUGGCAGCGACUGCUGCUGAGUUUGCUGAGAUUGGGAUGGGUGGUAUGGUUGGGAAGGGAAAGGUGGAGUUUGUGAGUGAGGCUGGUGCUUGGGUUGAUUUUGCGGCUAAGAAAUGUGGUGUGGUUCAGCAAGCUCUUCAGCUUGCGUAG
Messenger RNA from Closterium sp. Naga37s-1, 1458 nucleotides. NCBI's taxonomy places the organism in Eukaryota, Viridiplantae, Streptophyta, Zygnematophyceae, Desmidiales, Closteriaceae. The record is from the annotation of a GenBank genome assembly.